CACAUUGUUGUAUUAUUAUCAUUAUCAUUGUUAACAAAUAUACUCAAACUCUGAAACGCGGAAACGCCACAACAACUCUACGUUGUCUGUCGGCCGGUUAAUACAGUUUUUGGAUUUGCUGUACGGUCCUAAAUAUUUUACGUUUUGUGUAUCUACGUUUUAUAUUUUUAUUUCGUGCGUAAAAUGAACGCCAAAAGUCUAGGGUUUUUGUUUGUGUUCAUUGGUCCAGCGUAUUCAGAGACUUACAGUGAAGAAUUGUUCAUUAAGCCUUUGGCCACCGGUUUCGUGUAUUCGUUCUUUCAGUUCACAGUUAUUCGCGAAGAUGACUCUUUCAAGCAUUCCAUUCUGUUCCCACACUCGUUGGGAGACAUAAUCGAUAGAUUUCAUGUAGCAGAGCUCAAUGUCGACCUUACAUCUGGCCUGUGGAGACACAAGUCGUGGGGUUAUCCGGCCGUCGACGCCCCAUCAGGAGCUGAGAUAUCUGCUCGUUUCCACAAUGACACACAAGACGUGGACAAGCACUGGUAUGGACUUACAAACGCAUUGUCUGGUUUGCUGUGUACGUCGUUAAAUUUUAUCAACAGUGCUAAUAGCUAUGAAUCAUCCGCUGACAGGGUCUACCGAUAUUCAAAUUUACCGCGAGAAAAUGUUUGUACUGAAAAUUUGACACCGUGGAAAAAACUUUUACCUUGUGAUUCUACUCGAGGCUUGUCAAGCUUGUUAAACUCUGGCCGGGUGCACAAUGCCAACUAUCACUCCUUGGGAAUUCAUUUCAGGCCGUUAUGUAAUGCAGGGAAGUGUAAAUAUGAACUCCGUCAAACUGUUUCUCUAGUGUAUGAUUCAGUAUUUAUAAGUUUCAAUAACAACUAUGAUUGGUCUCUCCGCAAGAUGUUUGGUACUGGACUGUUCAAGACGUGUCCUUUGGCAGAUUACAGUAAAAUCUAUUUAGAUACAUCAUCAAAUAGUAGUGUUCCUUAUUUGAUUUCACAAGAACCAUAUUACUUUUUGAAAAACAAUAUUGCUGUUUAUAAUCUGAAAGGUAUAUUUCACCUAUCUGCUAUAGUGCCCAGACCAAAAAUAGUCGUGUCGGAAUUACGUCCAUUACUGUACACAGAUAGAUUUAUCACUGGAUUUGGACAAGAAUAUGGAGGAUUAGUUACCCGUAUAUACAAUGAUCAUAAGUCGCCUAUAAUCGCCACCGUCAUCGAGAAUAUUCCAUGGUUCCUACCAAUUUAUUAUCAUACAUUAAAAGUGACCAGCAAUGGUAUUCGUGUCAUACCCAAAGCUCUAAUUUACAAACCAGGGAAAGGAAGAGUAAGAAUUUACUAUUUAGAAAUAGUAUUAGAGCUUGCACCACGUUCAGUCACAGAAAUAUCUGUUCAGUUUGACUAUGUGUUCUUGAAAUGGCAAGAAUAUCCACCAGAUGCUAAUCAUGGCUUUUAUAUUGGCUCUGCUAUAGUGAAAGCCACAAUUCCGAGACAUGCAACUUCUCUAACAUUUGAUAAAUCAUUGAUUGUAGACAAUCUAAAUUCAACUGGAUCCGAUUACUUAAUUUGUUUGAAAACGGAAAAUUUCAUCAUUACACUACCAACGCCUGAUUUCAGUAUGCCUUACAAUGUCAUAUGCUUAGCUUGUACUGUAGUAGCAUUGGCGUUUGGUCCAAUUCACAAUAUUACUACUAAAAGACUGAAAUUGACUACAGCUAAGUAUGUGCCUGGUUUAGCGUCAGUUGCACAGAAAUUGUAUGUUUGGUUGGAAAAUAUAUUUUGGAGUAAAAAUAAAAACAAAACAGGAAAAGCAGCAGUAGUUAAAGUAUUUGCUCCUGAAGAAUUGAGUUACCAUCCAACAUUAGGACAUGUAUCUGAAGAAUUCAUGAAAGACAAACAAGAUUAUAAUAUAGAAUCAUAAUUAUAUAACUCUUUUUUGUUGUAAAUAUUAUAUAUUUAAUUUUAUAAAACAAAUGUUACGUUACCAAAUUUAUCUAUUGUGUACAUUUUUAAUUUAAUAACUUAUUUUCUGAAAUAGGUAAUAUAACCAUAUGUGUCAGGGAUGGCGAAUGUCCAAUUUGGUACUCGAAAAAUUAAAAUACUUAAUUUUAUUUUAAUUAUAAAUUAUAAGAUCAUUUUUCUAAUUAUUUAUAUAUAUUUCAUACUUGAAAAAAGAAAAAAAAACAUGUGAUUUUUGAUACGUAACGUUAGAGAAAUUUGCAAUCCCUGAUAUAGGUAGCUAUGCUAUUUCAUUGUAGCUUUUUUUUAAAAAAAUUUUCUUUAUUUCAUAAGUGAACAUAUAAUGUUCUGUAUUUGAUUAUUUAUUUUAUUUAUAAUAUAAUAUUUAGUAACCGUGGUUGGCCUGAUAUUAUAAAUAAUAAUAUUAAUGUCCAUUUUAAAAUUCAACUUCCUUGCUGUACUUUCAUAUCUUUCAGUUAUACAUUUUUUUCUAUUUUUAUUCGUUCUUUAUAUUAUUCAAUAGGUAGUAUCUCUAUGUAUUGAUAGCCAUGAUAUAAAUUAUUUUGUGGCUUAUAGAAUUGUGUUUUCUACCUAUUAAUUUAUGAAAUAUCACUUAUGUACAUAAUUAUAAUAUAUUUUAUUACUUAUUUUAUGUUAACACUAAUAAAUAAUAAUUGUAGAGUUGGUUAAGUAACUAUACCUUAGUAUACCUUUACUAUACCUAGUACCUAUACCUUAUAUUUUAUGAGGUUAAAAUGUCUAAGUAAAAAAUAUAUUAUUGUAAUAUUGUU
Molecule: messenger RNA, 2737 nt
Organism: Myzus persicae (green peach aphid)
Lineage: Eukaryota; Metazoa; Arthropoda; Insecta; Hemiptera; Aphididae
Gene: PIG-T
Product: GPI transamidase component PIG-T
Exons: 1
Coding region: 184-1908 (574 amino acids)
Biological process (GO): attachment of GPI anchor to protein
Cellular component (GO): GPI-anchor transamidase complex
Source: RefSeq, a predicted model, not a curated record